This is a messenger RNA of Cuscuta campestris, 1363 nucleotides long. Lineage: Eukaryota; Viridiplantae; Streptophyta; Magnoliopsida; Solanales; Convolvulaceae. The record is from the annotation of a GenBank genome assembly.
UGGAGCAGAAUGUCCUCCGCCUAAGUCGUCCGCAGGGGCGGAUCUACCCUUACAAAAUUUACUUCCCUUACAAUUAUUUCCAAAUUUACUAUUUUCCCCUUGGCGUUUGCGGAAACCGAGAAGCAGGAGCACCCGCUGCACCGCCAAAGUGCCGAACACUGGAAGUGGAAUCCGAACAGGAGCACCCGCUGCACCGCCGUCGCGCGUCCGCCGCGUAGCCGCCAGUCCGCCACAUCUUAGAAUCCUUCCAUCAAGUAUCACACAACAGUAGAAUCGCACAAGCAUCCAGACCAAAAUGAUCGGCUUGCCAAGUUCGGGUUUCUGCUUAACUGUGAUUUGGGUACCUACCCCUUCCUGUAUCAAGAAGAAUCAAAGCAUCAAUCUUGCCAUUUCCUCGCGAUCAAUGCCCAGCAAGAUUGAAGCUACUAAGAGAAGUUGCGAAUGCUAUGACAUGCAUAAAGAGCUUGUACCAUAUGCUCAGGCCUGGGAUCUACAGAAGUCUAUUGUCACUGAACGAAAAGCAUUGGUCCAAAGAAAUGAAGAUUCUGCAGACAAUCUGAUUGUGUUGCAGCACCAUCCAGUGUAUACUCUUGGGACUGGCGGGUCUGAAGACUACUUGCAUUUCGAUACCAAAAAUGCUCCUUUCAAUGUGUACCGAACUGAACGCGGGGGUGAGGUUACCUAUCAUGGCCCCGGUCAGAUAGUGAUGUACCCUAUUAUGAACCUUCGUUAUCAAAAGAUGGACCUUCAUUGGUACCUCAGGACACUUGAAGAGGUGAUAAUCCGGGCUCUCUCCUCCUCUUUUUCCAUCAAAGCUUCACGCAUUGAUGGCUUGACUGGUGUUUGGAUUGGAGAUGAGAAACUGGCUGCGAUUGGUGUUAAGGUUUCUCAAUGGAUAACGUCCCAUGGAUUAGCACUUAAUGUCACAACAGACUUAGCUGCCUUUCAACACAUUGUGCCUUGUGGAAUCAAAGGUCGUCGAGUUGGUAGCAUAAAGGAGAUUCUUCUGAGAGAAUCUUCUUCUUCCUCUUACUCAUCUUGCAAUAAAACUGAUGAUGAUCUUCAGCUAAUAGAGCUUGCUCAUAAGUCACUUGCUCAAGAGUUUUGUGAACUUUUCCAGGUUGAUAUUUUUAUAAAUAAUGAUAAUUAUAAUACUCAUAAUUCAUUUUGGGAAGGCUAAUUCUUAACAUUUUUGCAAUUCAAUGCAAUAUUUCAAAGUGGUUAUUUUCUCAGAUAUUGCUAAUAAGUGUAUCAUUUGUUUAUCUUAUUGUUCUAUUCCCUUGCAGUUAUGGAUUGAUUAGUCCUGUAGGGCAGUCCCUAUUUGCAGGCUCAAAUCUUCAUUUAAUAGAAGCGAACUCAAAAG